UAUCCGUCGUCAGUCAGUAUUCGUCUAUUGUUCGCGUCGGUCGUAGCACGCGUGGCUUUUCGUGUGGUUAUAGCAACACGUUUGUAUCGAGUCUGGAAGUGCUCCAGCGGAAGAUUUCACGUGUGCGUACGUCUCGCGCGAUUUGGUAGGAAGAGAGAGAAUCGAGCGUUUUCAGUGGUUCAUGCGCGUGCAUGCGGUCCGAUUUGGGGGUUUAGUGAACGACAGUGCUGCCCCGGUGCGGUGACUAGCAUACGGUGGAAACCGUUCAGCAUCUCUCCCAGCAGGAUUAAAGUGGUUGACUUUGAAGAGUGUUUUGUUAAGGGAAAAGUUUUCCCAGCAUUUCGAAACAUGCAUAACAUAUGUGCUCACGUGCACGCGAUAAAUCAGUGUGGUGUGAUUGAAGCUCAUUAAUCGCAGCUUAAAGUCCGGUGUUUGGAUAUCGUUGCUCGUAUUGUGAACGUGUCAAUAAUUGGCGCCGAGUUUUGCACGCCCUAGUUUUUCAGUAGUUUGUGUUGGAUUAAAGCGGAUUGGACGGUUGGAUAAAUGGGUGCAGUCGUCUGAUGAUUGUCGCGGCACAGUAUUGGCUUUAGGAGGUGUUUGUUACAUACAAACAGCUAUCGUUAACAGAUACUAACGUCUAUCGAACGCAGGACCCACAACUUUGGACAUCAUUACGGCGUCGAUCGGUAGGACACGCUUCAAAAUUUUAACCGAAAACACCAAAACGCCCCCUAGGGCUGUCGCACUGGCGUCCUAUCUGGGGGACGGAUUCUCGGCAGUGGGUGCAAGGGCACCACCAGCAAAAGAUCUAAUGGCUUUCGGGUCAGUGCUUCAGCACAACCAGCACAACAUAGGCCGGGGCGAGCCGCCAUCCGGAGUCGCGGAACCGUGCGCCGGAUGUAACAAGCCGAUCCUAGACAAAUUCCUGCUCAACGUGCUGGAGCGAGGCUGGCAUGCGUCGUGCGUGCGGUGUUGUGAGUGUCACCAGCCCCUGUCCGACAAGUGCUUCAGCCGGGAGUCGAAACUCUACUGCAGGAACGACUUUUUCAGGCGAUACGGUACUAAGUGUAGUGGUUGUGGUCAGGGCAUUGCGCCCUCGGAUUUAGUGAGAAAACCCCGUGAUAAAGUGUUUCAUCUGAAUUGUUUUACGUGUUGUAUAUGCCGGAAACAGUUGAGCACCGGUGAACAGUUGUAUGUGUUAGACGACAAUAAAUUUAUUUGUAAGGAUGACUAUCUGCUUGGCAAAGGACCUCACCACCCAUCGUCGAUGACAGACUCGUUGAUGGGAUCCGGAUCAGAAGAUGAAGACGACGAUGAUCACCUAAGGCCUGGUCUAGGGAUGGGCCCACUUGGACCAAACGAUGGACCCCUCGGCGCAUCGGACCUCUCAGUACAAAGCAUGAGUACGGACAGUAAAACGGGACACGACGAUAGUGAUCAAGGGUCCUUGGAUGGCGACCCGGAUUGUCGAGGAGAUUCACAAGCAGAGAACAAGAGUCCUGAUGACGGUGCCGGCGCGAAACGAAGGGGUCCACGAACGACGAUAAAAGCCAAACAGUUAGAAGUGUUAAAAACCGCAUUUAGUCAAACACCCAAACCAACUAGACACAUAAGGGAACAGUUAGCCAAAGAAACAGGACUGCCGAUGCGAGUGAUACAGGUGUGGUUUCAGAACAAACGGUCAAAAGAACGACGACUGAAGCAGCUGACCAGCAUGGGCCGGGGACCGUUUUUCGGAGGUGCCCGCAAGAUGCGCGGUUUUCCGAUGAACCUUUCGCCCGGCGGUUUGGAUGAGGCUGGAUUUCCCUACUUCGCUGCCGACGGUAAAUUUGACUUUGGCUACGGUGGACCUCCGUUCCAUCCGCACGAUGGACCAUUCUUUCCCGGCCAUCCCGGUGCCGGACCAAUGCCUUUCAAUGCUCCGGGAGGACCCAUGGAUCACGCUGGACCGAUCCCCAUGGUGAGCGACUUUGGCGGCAUGACUCCGGAGACGGGCUUUCUAGGCCAACCGAAUGGACCGCCGGGAAAUGCCAACCCAGGCGGACCUCCACCACCCGAGGGUAUGAUCGGUGCCCCCCGGCCAGGAAGUCCCGAGUUCAUGACCUCCGGUAACUUUUCCGAGCCUCAGAACAUGCAAAACGAAGGUCUGGUUUGGUAAAAAUUACUGAACUUUUUUAGCAUUGUUAAGUGAUAGUUAAUUUUUAAGUAAUUUAUUUGUUUUUGUUAACUAUUUUCUAAUGAUCGUCCUCGGAAGUUGGCGCUCAAAUAUUCCGGCGGAACUACAUACAUAUUACGUUAUGAGCUUGUUGUGGAAAUUUGCAUUUAAGACUAUUUUGUACAUAAGCUGCCGUUGUAUCAUCAGAUCACGCAAUUUUUUGAAUUCACGGGCUCUCGCAUUUGGCAAACCACUGUGAGUUUGAAAAAAAAACACGUUUGCAUCGCUUUUUUUUACUAAAAUCGGCUCAGAGGUGUGUUUUGCAUUCAUAACGUCAAAUCGAGUAACCUAGAACAAGUGUGUUUCAGGUUUUCAAAACAGAUAAUUCAAAUGCCGACAUUUUUUCACACAUUUGUAUUUCUUGAAUUUUAUAACGGAUAGAAGUCACAUAAAAUGCUAAAAAAAAGUAAUCACUUGGUAGUCGCAGCUGGUAAACUAAGAGACUUUAAAUUAAUUGUGGAGAAAGUUUUAAAAUUGAUCAAACAAACCGGUAAUCAAAGUAAUAUGGAUAAAGUUCCUUUUAUGAGUAUUGCAAGCAUAUUUAUUUUUAAUCAUCGGCUCCUGAGAUGGAUAAUUUAAUCAAGACCAACAUGAGUAUUCAGUUUUCAAAACUUUUGGAGUUGUUGUAAAUUUGUUUUGUAUUAAAACAAUGUUUUGAAUUCAAUCACAAAAACAAUCGUAACGAAGUGUUAAUCAAUGGGACGCGUGUCUCGUUUGCGACAAACAGACAUAAACAAUCAUCAGAUCAGUAUUAUUCUACAUAGUUUCAGAACACUCGCCUUUAGCUUAUUGUUAAAAGUUAAUUUUCUCAAUCGAAUUAGAAAAUUAUCAAGCAUCGUUUAUUUGCUUACAUUUAUUUCUCUUCAUUCGUAAAGUUUAUGUUCCUCAAAUGGCUGUUACUCAUUGCUCCUUGAAGCAAUAUGCUAUGGACAGAGAGAUUUAAAAAAGACCUUAUCGAACUUUUAUCAUAAUACGGGCACUAUUUCUGGAGGUGUCUGCAAAAGAUUUUCUAUGAAAAUAAUGGAAUAAAAAAAACCUGUAGUUAGUACAUCCGGAAAACAUCAACCACCAAUCAAUCUCCUCGAGUAGUACCACAAGCGCAAAUGGAAAUCGGAACAUCUAACUUAUGAGAGCAGCAAAGAGGCAAGAUUUUAUCGAACAUUAAACUACGCGCCCUUUUUAACAGACAAAGUUUUUUGCAAAAUCUCAAGCUUUUAUCUUCAUCAUAAACAAUUGUUAUAAAAAAGGCUCAAGUGUACAAUUUGAAGUAACCGUUACAGAAAACCGGAUUACUUAUCGACAGACAGCACGAAAAUCGGCCAAAAGUCGUCAGCGUUGUAAAAAAAAUCAAAUGACAAAAGUAGAAAAAUUUAGGUAAAAAUCUCACGGAAUAGUGUCGAUAAAAAAACCAACAUCAAUCGGGUUGUAUGGCCGUUGCGUAUCUUAAAACAAAACAUCAUCCGUCAAAUAUCAGCAAACGAUCGGUUGGGCAGUUUUAUUUUGUUUUUAAAAGAAAAUGGAACCAUGUAAUCAUUGCGGCAUCAUUAUCUGUCUCGGUAGAAGAAAAUUACUAAAGUAAACGAGAUGAAAAUGUGUUUGAGAAGUUGAGUGUAUGAGGAAAUCGAUAACUUGUAGUAGGUGUAAUUUUCUUAUCGUAAAGCGGGUUGUAAAUAGUGUAGAUUUGAAAGAUUAUCCGGAACCAGAUGGGGGAGAUCCCUCAAGAGACAGAGUAUGAAGCAUUCACCAAUAGUAUUUAUAUGUCGAGUAAAAACAAGUGUGGGAAAACAAUAAAUAAAAGCGGAUAAAAGGCAAGUGAAUGAACAAAACAACAAAAUAGCAUUGUGUUAAUAUUUAUAUAGGGAAAGAUACUAUGGAAAUAGUAAAAGAAUAAAAAUU
Messenger RNA from Uranotaenia lowii, 4111 nucleotides. RefSeq names its product LIM/homeobox protein Lhx5 (gene Lim1). Gene Ontology annotation, biological process: neuron differentiation; regulation of transcription by RNA polymerase II. Lineage: Eukaryota; Metazoa; Arthropoda; Insecta; Diptera; Culicidae. The record is from RefSeq and is a predicted model, not a curated record. Bases 812 to 2158 code for a protein of 448 amino acids. Gene Ontology annotation, molecular function: DNA-binding transcription factor activity, RNA polymerase II-specific; RNA polymerase II transcription regulatory region sequence-specific DNA binding. The transcript is spliced from 6 exons. Gene Ontology annotation, cellular component: nucleus.